This is a messenger RNA of Paramecium tetraurelia, 189 nucleotides long. RefSeq lists its product as uncharacterized. The record is from RefSeq and is a predicted model, not a curated record. Lineage: Eukaryota; Ciliophora; Oligohymenophorea; Peniculida; Parameciidae. The transcript has a single exon.
AUGGAAGUAACAAACGCCCAGUUCACAACAGUAAUUGACUUGAGAAGUGCAUUGACCUCAGCUGGCGUUGCUGUUGAUUUGGUCGAAUAAACCGUCGCUGUUGCUGAAACAGUUAGAGGAGACUUCGUCACAGCCUGAUUUAUAUAAUAUAUCAUGUAAUUAUAUCCUAUAGCAUCUUAAAUGUCUAUC